Messenger RNA from Sceloporus undulatus (fence lizard), 2677 nucleotides. It is a transcript of the gene AP2S1, whose product is annotated as adaptor related protein complex 2 subunit sigma 1. Gene Ontology annotation, cellular component: AP-2 adaptor complex; membrane coat; intracellular membrane-bounded organelle. Gene Ontology annotation, biological process: intracellular protein transport; clathrin-dependent endocytosis. The record is from RefSeq and is a predicted model, not a curated record. Gene Ontology annotation, molecular function: clathrin-cargo adaptor activity. Bases 1443 to 2147 code for a protein of 234 amino acids. The transcript has 5 exons. Lineage: Eukaryota; Metazoa; Chordata; Lepidosauria; Squamata; Phrynosomatidae.
CUGCAUCCAUGGGUUUAGCCAACCACGGCUCUGAAAUAGCCACAAAAACUCAGUCCAAAAGGCAAAGCUUGAUUUUACUACAGAUUUGUGUGUAAUAGGACUUGACCAUCCAUGGAUUUUGGCAUCCACUGGGAGAUUUGGAAACAAACCACAAUAGAGUUCAACUCCCAGGAUCCCUUAGCACCAAGCCAAGGCAGUUAAAGCAGUCUCAAAUUGGGUUAUCUAUUAUCCGUUCUGCAUUGUGUUUUGGACCUAAGAGUGGGAGGCAACUGUCAACUGGCAUUGGGAAGCUGGCAUGUUUAUCAUCCUGGGCACAUCUCACCAAACGCCAGCCUUAGGCCAGGAAGCUGUACAUCAACACAGAUAACAAUGAGUAGGAUUUGACUCAUUAGAGGAGUUCGCAGGCGGAUGUCCCGGUUUUAGGGUGACUGAGGAGGGAGGGUCAAAUAUUACAGGUUUUGUUUUUAAGUUCAGUGCUUGGGAUUCUUUCUUUUCUUGCCAAAUUAUUGUGUGCGAUGAUGGGGAUAGCACCAAUGCCUCCCAAAGUAUUACAGCCAUGUGAAGUCGAAGGCUUUCACGGCUGGCAUCCCUAGUUUUCUGUGGGGUUUUCGGGAAUGUAUUCUUGACGUUUCGCCGGCAUCUUCUGAGAGUGUUGGCAUGGAAGUGUCUGGAGUGAAGUUGGUUUUGACUUUGGUGGAUUGGAUCAUUUGCAGUUUGAUCACUGUGUCCUCUCUAGGGAUCUCUAGGUCAGUGGUCCCCAAACUGUGCUCUUUAAGGGAUUCUGGGCCCACAACAAUUUGACCAAUUUGGACUCCCAAGACUCCAACGCAGUUGAGGUUUCCUCGGGGAUUUUUGCUCAGAAUUGCCCUGAACGUUUUGGGCACCAAUGGCAAAGCAUUAUCAACGAAUCAUUUCAUUUCACUUAUUUCAUUUCAUCUGUUACAACCAAUAGCCAGCAUAAACGAUACAGGCUGAGUCUCCUUUAUCCUAAAUGCUUCAGACCAGAACUGUUUUGGAUUUCAGUGUUUGCUUGUUUUAUGGAUCUUGGAAUAUUUGCCUUUACUGGUCAGAUGGAAAUGUUUUACGUUAUUGCAUCAAUCAUUUGUUAAGCAGAAUAGCGUUUUACCUAAGAACGCCAGAUAUUAAAGAUUAUUUGCAAAUAAAGAUUUUAAUCAUUUACUUUUCCAUCCUCUUUCUCCUCAGGAGGUUAUUUCCGCCCUUUCUCCUGAGGCGAGAGCGUCCCCUUCCGUUAUGGCCAAUUUACCACCCCUUGGGCCCAGAGGCCUACUAGGCCUUGCCAAGCCUGGGGCUCGAGUAAAGCUCUGCCGCCAAAAGUGCGAAGAGCCCGGCUCCAUUCCUAAAGGCCACUCCCCGGCUUCGCUUCAGCGCCGCGUGACUCGAGCUCCCCCUAGUGGAGAGCAGCGGGAACAGCCUCACAGUCUAUGAAAGAGUCUACUGUAUUCCUAGUCUGUCCUUCUGCAAGGCGCGAAAAAACUACACCUCCCAGCACGCCUCGAGGUCACCGCGCAUUACGUCACCGCGGAAGCAAGCCUUUGUGGGCGGGGACGCUUUCCUUCACUCUCUUCCUCUAUCUUAGACUACAACUCCCGGCAUGCUCAGGGGCGAGAAGCAGGUUUGCCGGAUAUCCGGUGGAGGGGAGAGGAGCCAGCUGCCCCAGAGUUCCUGUGCGGAAAGAAGGCUUAAGGGCAGCCACCAUUAUGAUCCGCUUCAUUCUGAUCCAGAACCGGGCCGGCAAAACACGCCUGGCCAAGUGGUACAUGCAGUUUGAUGACGAUGAGAAGCAGAAGUUAAUUGAAGAGGUCCACGCGGUGGUCACUGUCCGAGACGCAAAGCACACCAACUUCGUUGAGUUCCGCAAUUUCAAAAUCAUCUACAGGCGCUACGCAGGUCUCUAUUUCUGCAUCUGUGUAGAUGUGAACGACAACAACUUGGCUUACCUAGAAGCCAUUCACAAUUUUGUGGAAGUCUUAAAUGAAUACUUCCACAAUGUCUGUGAACUCGACCUGGUGUUCAACUUCUACAAGGUCUACACCGUGGUGGACGAGAUGUUCUUAGCCGGGGAGAUCCGAGAGACCAGUCAGACCAAAGUCUUGAAGCAGCUCCUCAUGUUGCAGUCCUUGGAAUGAGACGCAGCAAGUCUGGAAUUGGUCAGGUUGGAGCAAUCCUUGCUGGAUCUCGCAGUCCCUCCACCCCUCUGGGCUCAUCUCUCUUCAACUGGUUCCUUGAAUGAGUGACUUGCUCAGAGCAAAUUUGGCCACUUAACCCAUAGCUGGAGGUGGGGAUCAGGGGAGCCGACGUGAAUUGGGGGUGUGUUUAGAUUUAUAGCUCCGUUCCCCCCCUCCCCCCAAAUGACAAACAGGUGGGCAGGUGGAGAGAUUCCAGGUCAAGAACGAGCUGCAUUUCUGUAAGGGGAUUAGAAGUGGAGAGAGCUCCAGUCCACUCCCCUCUGGCUGUCAUCCACAACCCCACCUCUCUCUGCCCACCGUGUCACCUGCCCGCUGCCCCCUUCCUCACUCAUUUAUGUAAAUGUCUUGCGCCGGGUCUGCAGUAGAAGAGGGACCAUAACCGUGUCUGUGUCUGUGUGUAUGUUUGUGACAAGCAGUUGUACUGCCAGUCAAGUGAUGUACUGAAAUAAAGCAUCUAUGGAACAUUUAAA